GCUGAGACCUCCAUGUCACCUCUGAGGGGUGGGAGCAGAGCUGAUUACAUAACGCUGCUCAAUAUCUGAGUAAUAACUGCUGACGCUCUCUGACCUCCUGCCUCUUCGCUGUUCCGAAGUUCGUCCUCAGUGCAGGUCAACAGAGUGAGAACAGCCUCAGUAGCUGCCAUGGCUGCCUUCCUUCAUCACUGCCCCUUCUUGAAGUCGGUUCCAAAGCCGGCUUUAAGGAGAACCGGAGUCUUCCUGUUGUCUAUGGCGGACCAAUGCCCCAUCAUUACCCGUCAGAUCACUGUGAGCAGCUCAGCCUCUCUGGAGGCCGAGCUGAGCCUCUCACCCACCAAACUAAAGAAUCACCAUCUUCCCAUGUUGGACCAGAGGAAGUCGUACGCUCAGACCGCUACUCAGGUCGCUGUGUCGGUAUCCAAGGACUGCCCGUUCGUCUCCUCUCAGAUCGGGAUGGUCCGAGCCAGCGCUGAGGUUCAGGAGGAUGUCCAAGAUGGUUUGGUGACCUCUCUGUUGAAAGGUUUAAAGAACUCAGUGUUCCCAGCAUCAGCUCAAACCAACACCAUCACCCACCUCCUCAAAGACAACAUGGUCGGCCCCAGCUACGACUACGACCGCUUCUUCAGCGAGAAGAUUGCUGAGAAAAAGAAGGACCACACAUACAGAGUCUUCAAGACGGUGAACAGGAGCGCCGAGGUCUUCCCUUUCGCAGAGGAUUACUCCAUUUCCGGACGGGAAGGCUCCCAGGUGUCCGUCUGGUGCAGCAACGACUACCUGGGAAUGAGCCGGCACCCUCGGGUCCUCGGUGCAAUCAGUGAGGCCCUGGAGAAACAUGGUGCAGGAGCAGGUGGGACCAGGAACAUCUCCGGCACCAGCAACCUCCACGUGUCUCUGGAGAAGGAGCUUGCUGAGCUACACCGGAAAGACGCAGCCUUGGUUUUCUCCUCCUGCUUCGUGGCAAACGACUCAACCCUUUUCACUCUGGCCAAGAUGCUGCCAGGGUGCGAGAUCUACUCCGAUGCAGGAAACCAUGCAUCGAUGAUUCAGGGCAUCAGGAACAGCGGAGCCAAACGCUUCAUCUUCCGUCACAAUGACAGUAAACACCUGGAAGAGCUGCUGAAAAAGUCAGACCCCAAGACGCCCAAAAUAGUGGCAUUCGAGACCGUGCACUCAAUGGACGGUGCCAUAUGUCCUCUGGAAGAGCUGUGCGAUGUGGCGCACCGUUACGGAGGCCUGACGUUUGUGGAUGAAGUCCACGCUGUGGGCCUGUACGGAGCCCACGGAGCGGGAGUGGGCGAGAGGGACAAUGUCAUGCACAAGAUUGACAUCGUUUCUGGGACCUUAGGCAAGGCCUUCGGUUGUGUUGGAGGUUACAUCGCCAGCAGCGCCGCCCUGGUGGACACGGUGCGCUCCUACGCGGCGGGCUUCAUCUUCACCACUGCUCUGCCCCCGAUGGUCCUGGCCGGAGCCCUGGAGUCCGUCCGGGUCCUGAAGAGUCCGGAGGGGCAGGUUCUCCGCCGAGCCCACCAGAGGAACGUCAAGCACAUGAGGCAGCUGCUGAUGGACAAAGGCCUGCCUGUGGUCAACUGCCCCAGCCACAUCAUCCCCAUCAGGGUGGGAAACGCUGAGCUGAACACCAAAGUGUGCGACAUCCUGCUGGAGAGACACAACAUCUACGUCCAGGCCAUCAACUACCCCACGGUGCCUCGCGGUGAAGAGCUGCUGCGUCUGGCUCCGUCUCCCCAUCACAACCCCGACAUGAUGGAAUACUUCGUGGAUAACCUGGUGGAGGUGUGGCAGGAGGCCGGUCUCCACCUCAACAGCCCGGCUACAGCUUCCUGCACCUUCUGCGACCGUCCACUGCACUUCGACCUCAUGAGCGAGUGGGAGAAAUCCUACUUUGGCAACAUGGAACCGCAUUACAUUACCGUGUCUGCAUAAUACCAAAGCGCACGUUGCAAGUUCCACUAACAGUACAUGCAUAAAUAUAAUACAGUAUUCAUAAGGCUAAAUGCUAAAGUUCUACUUCAGACACACAGAGAAGAGUGCUAUUGUCACGAUGUUGUGUUUAAAUUAUCUUUAAUGAAAGUGAUACGGACUGAAUUCCAGUAUUCAUUUAUGUUUUUCUGUAUUUUCUGCAUUACUAAAUUGUUUGCUGCCAUUGAUAUGAUUAAAGGAAUGCCUCCUCCAUUUUCAACGUAUAAAUCCUGCACAUUUGACACUUUCUUAUAUCUAUAUCUAGGUGUGGUGGUUUGAAUUAAAGCAUGCUAUUAAAUUUAA
Molecule: messenger RNA, 2283 nt
Organism: Acanthochromis polyacanthus (spiny chromis)
Lineage: Eukaryota; Metazoa; Chordata; Actinopteri; Pomacentridae
Gene: alas2
Product: aminolevulinate, delta-, synthase 2
Exons: 10
Coding region: 169-1944 (591 amino acids)
Biological process (GO): heme biosynthetic process; erythrocyte development; hemoglobin biosynthetic process
Cellular component (GO): mitochondrial matrix; mitochondrion
Molecular function (GO): pyridoxal phosphate binding; 5-aminolevulinate synthase activity
Source: RefSeq, a predicted model, not a curated record